AUUACAACAUUUUAAAAUAAGAAUUACUAGUUGGAUUUUAUAAAUAAAGUAUAUUUGGUGAAGUAAAGAUGGAUAGAGGAGAAAGAAGAUCAGGAGAAGAUUCAGAAGAAGAAGAGUAUAAGGUUGAGGAUCUUCAAGAAACUUCCAAUUCAAAUAAAGACUCUAAUUGGAAGAAUCGGUUCAAGCUGUUGAGGAACUACUCUAGUCUUGACACCAGUGUUAGUGUUAGAAUUAGAAAUAAUGGAGAAGGGAGAGAGAGCACUACAAGCAGGGGACGUAGAGAUCACUGCUAUGGAUAUGUUAUUCAUCCUGAUAAUUGGUGGUACUUAGUGUGGACGCAAUUCAUACUGAUAUGGGCAGUGUACUCUUCCUUCUUCACUCCUCUGGAGUUCGGGUUUUUCAGAGGACUCCCCGAAAACCUCUUCCUUCUGGACAUAGCCGGCCAAAUUGCUUUCCUCAUCGACAUCGUUGUUCUCUUCUUCGUUGCCUAUCGAGACGCCCAUUCUUACUGCAUCGUCUACGAUCGUAAACUCAUUGCCAUUCGCUACUUGAAAUCUCGUUUCCUAGUGGACUUGCUUGGUUGCUUUCCCUGGGAUGCUAUAUACAAGGCUUGUGGCAGAAAGGAGCCAGUUAGGUAUAUGCUAUGGAUUAGGCUGAGCCGAGCCCUUCGGGUGACAGAAUUUUUUGAGAAGUUGGAGAAAGACAUCCGUCUGAAUUAUCUGUUUACAAGGAUUAUAAAGCUAUUCGUUGUUGAACUAUACAGCACUCACACAGCUGCCUGCAUCUUUUACUAUCUGGCUACUACAUUGCCUCCAUGGGAAGAAGGUUAUACAUGGAUAGGAAGUUUGACGAUGGGCGACUAUAGCUAUGCACAUUUCCGAGACAUUGAUCUCUGGACUCGGUAUAUCACAUCAUUGUACUUUGCCAUUGUUACAAUGGCAACUGUUGGUUAUGGAGAAAUUCAUGCAGUCAAUGUAAGGGAAAUGAUAUUUGUGAUGAUUUAUGUCUCUUUUGACAUGAUUCUCGGUGCCUACCUGCUUGGUAACAUGGCAGCAUUAAUUGUAAAAGGAUCCAAAACUGAAAGGUUUCGGGAUAAAAUGGCAGAUCUUAUAAAGUAUAUGAACCGAAACAGGCUGGGGAAGAGCAUAAGCAAAGAGAUCAAAGAUCACGUCAGAUUACAGUAUGAGAGCCGUUAUACUGAAUCGUCUGUUCUACAGGAUAUUCCUGUUUCAAUUCGAGCUAAGAUUUCGCGAAAAUUAUACGAGCCAUACAUCAGGGGAGUCCCACUUUUCAGAGGUUGCUCGCCUGAAUUUAUGAAACAGAUUGCAAUCAGAGUACAUGAAGAAUUUUUCCUUCCAGGGGAAGUGAUUUUGGAACAGGGUAGCAUGGCAGAUCAACUGUAUUUUGUCUGUCACGGUAAAGUGGAAGAACUAACAAAAUCAGAAGAAAAUGAAACUGAAGAAUCUCUCUUGGAUCUUCAAACUUACAACUCUGUUGGUGAAAUUUCCGUUCUAUGCAACAUCCCAGUCCCUUAUACAGUUCAAGUUUCUGAACUAUCUAGACUUCUACGAAUUGAUAAACAAGAUCUAUUGGAGAUUCUGGGAAUAUACUUCUCUGAUGGGCGUGUGAUCAUCAAUAACCUCCUUGAGGGAAGAGAGUCAAUUCUUCGGAAUAAGAUAUUGGAGUCAGCGAUAACACUAAAUAUUGCAAAAAAUGAAUCUGAGCUGGCCAUGAGGUUGAACUGUGCUGCUCAUGAUGGAGACUUGUAUCGAAUAAGUCGUUUAAUUGGUGCAGGAGCAGAGCCUAACCGAACUGAUUAUGAUGGAAGAUCACCUCUGCAUCUUGCUGCAUCCAAAGGACAUGGAGAUAUUACAGUUUUCCUUAUCCAAAGAGGAGUGGAGAUUAAUGCUAGAGAUAACUUUGGCUACACUCCAUUGCUUGAAGCGGUCAAGAAUGGCCAUGAUCAUGUGGCUUCUUUGCUGGUGGAAGCAGGGGCACUACUAGGUAUAGAUAAUGACGGGACUUACCUUUGUGAGGCGGUUGCAAAAAGAGAUUUAGAGUAUUUGAGAAGACUUUUGGCCAACGGCAUCAAUCCUAACUCCAAAAAUUAUGACUCCCGAACACCGCUUCACCUUGCUGCAUCAGAAGGGUUGUAUCCAAUUUCAGUAUUACUGUUAGAAGCUGGGGCUAGUGUCUUCGUGGUGGACAGGUGGGGAAAAAGUCCACUUGAUGAAGCUCGAGUAGGUGGAAGCAAGAAUCUUAUUAAGCUACUGGAAGAUGCAAAGGGUAGUCAAUUAUCAGAAUUUUCUAUGAGCUUUGGCAAAAGUCAAGAGUCUCCUAUGAAGUUGCAGCGAGUUAGAUGCAUAGUAUUCACUUCAGAACCUAGGGAUCUCAAAGAGGAGAGAAGAAGAGGAGUCGUUCUAUGGGUACCUCAAAGCCUUGAUGAGCUCAUUAACGCAGGAAAGGAGCAGUUAAGAGUUUCAUCAGCAAAUUGUGUAGUGUCAGAAAAUGGAGCCAAGAUUCUGGGCACAAACAUGAUCUCUGAUGGUCAAAAGCUGUUUCUAGUUAGUGAAAGCACAUUAAGUUCUUAAAACAGUAGUAUUCAACAUAUUGUGAUUUCCUCUGAGAUCUUAGAUAAAGGAAACAAACCAAUAUAGUUGUAAUACGUAAUAGCUGAAUAGAUUAUGCAGUAUUGAAACCUAAUAUUGGAGCUUUCUCAUAACAACAUGCUAUAAACUUCAUCACUGUGAUUUAAAAGCAGCAUGAAUAGCAGUUACGGUUGAGGAGAGCACAUGGACCCUGGCUAU
This is a messenger RNA of Lycium ferocissimum, 2807 nucleotides long. Its product is annotated as potassium channel SKOR-like. The transcript has 14 exons. The record is from RefSeq and is a predicted model, not a curated record. Gene Ontology annotation, molecular function: protein binding; voltage-gated potassium channel activity. Gene Ontology annotation, biological process: transmembrane transport; potassium ion transport. Lineage: Eukaryota; Viridiplantae; Streptophyta; Magnoliopsida; Solanales; Solanaceae. Gene Ontology annotation, cellular component: membrane. Bases 69 to 2591 code for a protein of 840 amino acids.